Rhodofomes roseus is the source of this 782-nucleotide messenger RNA. RefSeq lists its product as uncharacterized. The transcript has 6 exons. The record is from RefSeq and is a predicted model, not a curated record. Lineage: Eukaryota; Fungi; Basidiomycota; Agaricomycetes; Polyporales; Fomitopsidaceae. Bases 225 to 740 code for a protein of 171 amino acids.
UGUAGCGAUGUAUAUCUACUCGAAAAGCUACCAGAGAUGUCACGGUGAAGCCUUCAAAGGUGCCAUGCUUUGAGCUGCCAACGUCCAUCAUCAUCCGCGGCAAUAUUGGAUCCCAAUGCUACUCUGAGUCAUUCCCAGCUGACGUCCACGAUGAUAACUUCACAUUCGUAGUGGGGCUGGACCCCCCUCCACCUGCAUCCGCAUACGAUCGCGUGGCAUGGCGGAUGCAUCUCGAGGCUCCCUUGUUAACACAAGGCUACACAGUUACACUUUGGAAGGGUAUACUCAAAGAUGAAGACGACUUGACGUCUGCGAAGACUGCUGUGCAUCUUAUCGACACUGCAUAUGAUGAUACCUUCGUAGUUGGGGCAGAUGCCUGGAAAGUCACGACCAACAAAACAGACACGCGCGGCAUGGACGAGAGAGAGGGUUGGUCCUUUAUGGAGAUCGUAACGGGCGCGGGUCAUACGACCACCGAGCACCCCUUUGAACCGUCGCUAACCAACACACAACUGGAAGAAAUUGGGAUGAUCAGACAAAUCAAGUUCAUGGACGGUUGUACCGCUCAAUUGGGUCUCCUGCCGCAGCCGAAGACGUGGAUGAUGCUAAGCCACGAUUGGCGGAGAAGCCAGUGUCAUGAGCUGUUCAUGCCAUGGCAAUUCGGUGUUGCUUUCGCCAUAGACAUCCCUCUCUUGGAUGACUAUGCAGAUGGUAUUCUCGGCUUAGGCUUGAACGAGUAGGACUCUUCUAUCGCUUCUUUGCACAGUUCACUGUAAUCACCA